AUAGCUGCUAUGCGCUAGUAUGGACUCUUCCUCCGAAUAUUUGGCAGCUAAAGCCCUUUAUUCUGCAGAAAAAGAGAACGAAAAUGGUGGCAAGCAAGGCAUUUGAGAAGCAUGAAAACGACAAUUACAGUGAUGAUAUCAAGAAGACGAAGCUCCUUAAUCAAAUCGUUGAACCCGCAAUUGAUGAACAAUCCAGAAAUUACAGUGACAGUGACCAAGAUGAUUCCGAAGACGAUGACGGUGCUCGGCCAAUUGGCGAGUUUAUUAGCAUUUCUGAUGAUGGGGUUCAGAGAAAAAAACAUUAUAGGGCUUUUGAAUUUGAUGGAAAUCGUUUUCAACUUGAGGAUAGUAUACUUGUGACACCAGAGGAGGGGAAAGUCAAGCCUUCUGUUACAAUCAUAAAGGACAUUUUCCAAAUUGAUGGCGAGGAUUUAAUGGUUGGAGUACAGCGAUUUUUUCGCCCUGGAGAGGUCCAGAAAACAGGAGGUGGAACAUGGGAAUCGAAUGAUGCAAGGGAGCUUUUCUACAGUUGUCACCUUGAUGAAGUCCCUGCUAUCUCUGUGAUGCAUGAGUGUGUGAUACAUCUUGUACCUCUUCACAAGCCAGUGCCUGACCGUAAAGAAUGCCCUGGUUUCAUUGUACGCAAGUUCUAUGACUAUGUCAAUCAGAAAGUACGAAAUCUCACUGACAAAGACUUCAAAGGUGUAUCGCUUCAGUCUGCAGCAGGUUAGAUAGUACUCUGUAUUAUAUACUAUACGUAUGAUUUCUGUAAUAGAAUAUAGAUGACAUUUAUAAAACGUAAGAGGAAGAGGCCUUUAGUUGUCGAAGUCUUGGCAUACUACUGAUUACUGAAUAUAUAAUUUAAUAUGCAAGGCAAAGUUUGUAAAUAAUGAACAACUUAUUACAAUCUUAUGGUGAAGUAGGGAAUAAUUUUUUUUUUUUUUUUUUGAAACAAGAGUAGGGAAUAAUUCUUUGGUUAUGAAUUUAUGAUUUAUUUUA
This is a messenger RNA of Chenopodium quinoa (quinoa), 999 nucleotides long. RefSeq lists its product as uncharacterized. Gene Ontology annotation, molecular function: chromatin binding. The record is from RefSeq and is a predicted model, not a curated record. The transcript is spliced from 3 exons. The coding region runs from base 84 to 731 and encodes 215 amino acids. NCBI's taxonomy places the organism in Eukaryota, Viridiplantae, Streptophyta, Magnoliopsida, Caryophyllales, Amaranthaceae.